AACACAAUUUACCUAAUUCCCAGUGCACUAGCUAUAAAGUGUCAAUUUAGUAUCAGAUGCACGUAGCUACUGCCGCCAUGAAGAUUCUUGUGUUAGCUCUCCUAGUUCAGAUAGCCACAGCUGUGCCCCUCUCUCCCGCUGGUCGCUAUGGAGACUCGCUAAGAGGCCCCGCCCAACCGUGUGACAAGGCUCACUGCAACCUGCCAACCUGUCGCUGUGCUGGUACUGACAUACCAGGAGGUCUGUCUCCGGACAAAACACCGCAAAUUGUCAUGUUCAGUUUUGACGACAGUUUGAGGGUCCAAGAUUUCGAUACGUAUUAUUCGAAGGCUUUUCCCAAUCGAAAAAAUCCAAAUGGAUGCGAGAUAGGCCUCACCUUCUUCGUGUCUGGCAACGACACCGACUAUUCUCUUGUGGAGGACUUGUACUACAGCCACAACUACGAGAUGGCGGACCACAGCGUGGAUCAUCGAGAGCCCACCACCUGGUGGGAGAACGCUUCAAAGGAUGAAUAUACUCAUGAGAUUAUGGACCAGAAGUCGAUUUUGGAGAAGUGGGGGAAUGUGCCAGCAGAUUCGAUUCGAGGAUUUCGAGGUCCCUUUCUUGUGACUAGUGAAACUGAGAUAAGUGUAUUGCACGAUAACAAGUUUACAUACGAAGCAACGAUGGGCACUCAGACCAACUAUUGGCCGUUCACGCUCGAUUACAAAUCACCCAUCUGUGACUCUCCAUCAACGUGCCCUAACAACUCGUACCCAGGCCUCUGGCUAGUACCGAACAUCAACUACAAGCAGUCCAAUGGAUAUCCCUGCUCUAUGAUCGAUGCGUGCACAGCGCCUCAGAGUGAAAAGGAAUGGCUGGACUUUUUCAUGGAGAAUUUCAACCUCCAUUACAACGAUAAUCGAUCACCUUUCGGUAUUUAUGCUCACUCGGCGUGGUUUUACUAUGGUCCGCAAAGACUUGCUGCAUUGUCGGCAUUUUUGGACAAGCUAGCCACCAUGAAAGACGUUUACAUAGUGACACACUCGCAAAUGUUGGACUGGGUGCAAAACCCCACCCCCUUGGACAAAAUCGGAGAUUUUGCCCCCUGGAAAUGCCCCCCUCGUCCAAAGCCACGUUGUAGCUAUAAGAGCCCCUCUUGUCAGAAAGAGUACGGAGAUUUCUCGAUGAGAACCUGCACCACCCCCUGUCCCCCACGCUACCCUCAUUAUGGAGACCCCGAUGGCAACUGACUGUUGUACACUGCAAUAGAUACUGUGUAGAGUAUUAUAAGUUUGUUGAGUUGAAUGAGAUAUUUUUUGUUGAGCCUGGAUGCACUCUUACAACUGUAGUUAAUGUCAAAG
Halichondria panicea is the source of this 1343-nucleotide messenger RNA. Its product is annotated as chitin deacetylase 7-like. The record is from RefSeq and is a predicted model, not a curated record. The coding region runs from base 57 to 1232 and encodes 391 amino acids. Gene Ontology annotation, biological process: carbohydrate metabolic process. The transcript has a single exon. NCBI's taxonomy places the organism in Eukaryota, Metazoa, Porifera, Demospongiae, Suberitida, Halichondriidae.